Molecule: messenger RNA, 1410 nt
Organism: Ilyonectria robusta
Lineage: Eukaryota; Fungi; Ascomycota; Sordariomycetes; Hypocreales; Nectriaceae
Exons: 5
Coding region: 1-1410 (469 amino acids)
Biological process (GO): secondary metabolite biosynthetic process
Molecular function (GO): FAD binding; monooxygenase activity
Source: RefSeq, a predicted model, not a curated record
AUGGCGCCCGAACCAAACGGAUCCACUCCAAAGGCCAACUUUAUCGUUGUUGGAGCUGGCUAUGCCGGCUUAGCUGCAUCCAUCGAGCUUGCUAAGAGGGGAUAUGCGGUCGAGGUCUUUGAGUCUACCAGGGACCUCACCAAUCAAGGAGAUGUAAUUCAGAUUAGUUCGUAUGCAACGUUGUUGAUGUCGAAUUGGGGUAAUGUCCUUGAGGAGUCAGUCAAGAUUUCCUCCAUUGUCCCAAGCUUGACCUACUUCGAUUGGAAGGGAAAGCCAAUUAUUGAAGCGCCUCUGCCUCAGGAGUUUGGAGGCUUCCCUAUCCUAUACAGCAAGAGAGGGGAGAUACAAAGACUGAUGUUUGAGCACGCUAAAUCAAUUGGUGUCAAAUUUCGCUUUGGAGUACGCGUUACCAGCUACUUUGAGGAGGGAGACAAGGCCGGUAUCUAUCUUGGAGCCGAAAGAUUCGAGGCAUGCGGCGUUAUCGCUGCAGAUGGCAUCCACAGCCAUGCACGCUCAGUCGUCACUGGAAAACCAGCUACGGCGAAAACUAGUGGGUUUGCCAUAUACAGGUCUUGGUUCAAUCUCGACACGCUCAGGGACGAUCCCUUGACUCGGGCUUAUGCUGAGUCGCCGAGAGACAAGUUCCACGUUUGGCUUGGCCACAAUACUCACUGCAUCGUCAUGACGAAUACAAAGCUGCGCGGCGCAGUGCUCUUCUGCACACACAAGGCGAGUUCUGGCGGUCAGGAGUCGUGGACUUGCCCUGGCAAGGUGUCAGACAUACUCGAGGUCAUGGAUGGUUGGGAUGAGGUACUCAAAGCGGUUGCAAAGCAUAUCCCAGAAGACAACCUCAUCGACUGGAAACUCUUAUGGCGCGAUCCUGCAAAGAAAUGGGUUUCAGACAACGGUCGAAUUCAACCUCGUGCUGAUCGUUCUCUGCUAGUUGGCGAUGCAGCUCAUCCACAUCUCCCCACGUCCGGCUCUGGGGCAGGCCAGGCAUUUGAAGAUGCCGCCACCAUCGGAACGCUCAUCGGCAAGAAGGGCAUAGCAAAUCUCCCUGUUCUCUUCAGGGCGUAUGAGAACCUCCGUUAUGAGAGAACCAGCCUCACCCAACGCCUCGGCUGGGAGACCCGUCACCGAUGGCAUCAAACUAACUGGGACGUGGUUAAGGCGAAUCCUGCUUUGGUAAAAAUGCCUCAGCCAGAAUGGCUCUAUGGGGCCAAUGCGAUAAAGUAUACUAUUGACAAUAUGGACGCCGCUAUCGACAACGUCGAGAAGGGGAGCCCCUUCAUAAGUACCAACGUUCCGGAAGGCCAUGAGCACGAAGACUGGAGUGUAGAGUCUAUGAUGGAGCUGGAGAAACAACAGUCACAGGCAUCCUUCUACACCGCGAGCGUAGACGUGCGAUGA